Molecule: messenger RNA, 225 nt
Organism: Sphaeroforma arctica JP610
Lineage: Eukaryota; Ichthyosporea; Ichthyophonida
Exons: 1
Source: RefSeq, a predicted model, not a curated record
AGACAACGCAACAUAAUCUGCGACCCCAGCCAACCACACAACACAGCCGUUCGCUUGGUGGUGCUGUCACCCGUUGUACAGGAGAUCACCCAACUGCCCACAGACGCACAGGCCUUCAUCCGUGCCAGGAGGGCUGAGGUGGUGGGUCAUCCCAUUGCCCUGUCCUAUAAUUACUGGUCCAGUGCAGAUGUCCUCAAUGCGGUGCUGCCCCUAGGACAGGACGAG